GUGGAAGGCAAUUUCAAGAUUUACGAAUUUUGGACCUCUAUUUCUUCGUUGCAAUAGAUUGUAAUUGAAUCGGUUACUCAUUCGAGGUUUCAUAUUCCACAAUGUCUCUGCCCAACGUCUCCUCCGAUCUCCUCUGGCAGGUCGCCCGUUCCCAGAAUGCCUACCUCGUGAAGCGCAAGGACGCUGGAGGCGUUCAGUUCUCUCGCGACCCCUACAACCUGGCGAACAAGAACACGUGGAAGCACGCUGGUUUCGUCAACAACAAGGCCCUGGGCAUCGUUGCCAAUGAGAAGGGAGGCGUUCAGUUGAUUAGCAAGAGGGCCGCACACGGCCAGCAGCCGGCCAAGAACCAGCAGACUGUUGCCUAUCGCAGCAACAAGUCCGCCCGGAAGACCUACAAGGCAGUUGCCAACCAGGCGGCCAAGUCCCACUACCGCCCCGACCUCCGUGAGACUGCCGUUGCCCGUGCCAGUGCCAUCCUCCGAUCUCAGAGACCCGUCAAGCCCGAGCCGGAGAGGAAGUUGAGGGGAAAUGCGGCGAAGAAGGCCGCUGAGCAGAGUGCAUAAGCUUGGCCAUGUGAGCUAGGAUAAGGACUGGCCCUACGACCGAUCAAAAGAACUCGAUUAGAAGUUGUUUGCGAGCGAGUGGACGGCACAUGGGGCGGGCUGGACGGGCAAUCUCGCAUCUAGGGCUACCUCCGGCGUUUGAUAUCCAAAGAAUCAAUCCAUGAACAAGCAACUAUGAGGACCGA
Messenger RNA from Phialemonium atrogriseum, 751 nucleotides. RefSeq names its product putative ribosomal protein l28e protein. Gene Ontology annotation, cellular component: cytosolic large ribosomal subunit; ribosome. The transcript is spliced from 5 exons. NCBI's taxonomy places the organism in Eukaryota, Fungi, Ascomycota, Sordariomycetes, Cephalothecales, Cephalothecaceae. Gene Ontology annotation, biological process: translation. The coding region runs from base 102 to 566 and encodes 154 amino acids. The record is from RefSeq and is a predicted model, not a curated record. Gene Ontology annotation, molecular function: structural constituent of ribosome.